AUGGCAGAAGCAUUAUCAGAUCAUGAUGAAACAGAUUCAAUAGACUCUGUUGUACCAAGUUAUAGAGAAGAAGCAAUGGGUGACGAUGGUGAUAUUAUUAACUCAGCUAAGAAGAUGAGAGCAUCCGGCUUAUCAUAUGAAAAAGUGAAAGUCUUCUCUGAUGGCAAAUGUGCUGAAGAGGAGGCUGUUAAAUAUAAUAAUUUCAAAUGGACUUGCUGUAAAAUUAAUGAUACGGAGCAAGGAACCAAAAAAUAUUAUAAAUGCAGCUUUAAACGUGGUUCAAAUUGUCCAGCAAAAAUUUAUUUAUUAUUUCAUGCAAGCAACUUUGAAGUAACAUUAUUUCAAGCAAUUAUCCGGCAUGAUCAUACAAGAGAAUGCAAACAAACUGGUAUUCCAAUUGAAGUAAAAAAUGUUAUUAUUGAAUUAUUUCAAAACGGAUACACUACACCAAAAGCUAUUUUAUCUGAACUUGAUAAAUUGAAAAUAAUACAACCAAAGGCAUCGCAAAUUUCAAACUUUUUGGUAACUCUUCGCAAGAAAUUAUAUGGUCCAGCUCAAAUUAGUUUAAAUUGUAUUAAAAAUUGGUGUAUUGAAAAAUCUAUUAUUCCAAAUGAUCCUGAUGAAUGUUUUGUUGCUAAUUAUUAUAUCAAAGAUGAUGAUGCCAAUCCAUUAUUUAGGUUAUUUGUUACAACCAAAAAUUUAAUGAAAAAUUGUUUAAAUUCAAAUCAUGUAUGUGCAGAUGCAACUUAUAAAUUAAUAUGGCAGGGUUAUCCUGUAUUGAUGGUAAGUACUACUGAUAAACAGUGUGCUUUUCAUCCAUUUGGUAUGGCGUUAUGUAUCAAUGAACAAACUGAUGAUUUUGAGUUUAUCUUUAAAAGUCUUCAAAUAACUGUUGAGAAAUUAUAUAAUAUUAAUUAUUGUCCAAUUAUAUUAGUUGCUGAUACAUCUGGAGCUAUAACAAAUGGUUUUAUUAAUGUAUUUAAUGUUAUUGAAAAAAGAAUUAUGUGUUGGUUUCAUGUAACGAAAAAUAUUGAUACUCGAUUAAACGCUAUUAAAGAUAAAAAAAUGAAAACAGAAUUAAGACAAGAUAUUGAAUUUAUGCAACUUAUUAAAAAUGAAACAAUUUUUGAUGCAGCAAUUAAAUUAUUCCAAAAAAAGUGGAAAUCAAAGAAAUGUCCGCUAAUUAAUAAUUUUAUUGAUUAUUUUAUAAAUGAAUGGUAUAUGUCAAAUAAAGGAUGGUUCGAAGGCUUUGCUAUUGGUUAUCCAAGUUCUAAUAAUGCAUUAGAAGCAACAAAUGGUAAAAUAAAAUCUUUAUAUACAUUUCGAGAACGCUUACCUGUUGGUGAAUUUUUAUCAGUUCUCGAAAAAGAUAUUAUUCAUCAAUUAUCAAGAGAACGCAAUGUUGAUGAUAUAGUUACAUCGCAAAAUGCAAAAUCUUUCGCAAAUACUCCAUCUAUAAAUUUAUCACUUUGGACAUCAACUUAUCACUGGAUAAAAGAAGAACGAGAAGUUAUAAUAAUGAAAAAUAAUGAUGGAAAAAAAAUGCAUUUUAUUGAAUCAUCUUCAUUUCAAGAUAAUUAUGAAGAUUUUAAUAAAGAAUUUAUGAAGAAGCUAUUAUAUAAUCAACAAAACGUUAAUUGGUGUGAUUUUGAUAUUAUGAAAGGUGAACAACUAUCAUUUUGGGAAUGUGAAUUUUUAAAUGAAAGUGAAAAUUGGAUAAAAAGUACAUGUUCCUGUCCAGCUUGUUUAAAGUAUUAUAUUUGUAAACACAUUAUAGGCUUAGCAGCACGAUACAAAUUAUGCAGCAUCCCAUUGGAAGCUAAAAAUAUUCCUUUGGGACAAAAAAGAAAAAGAGGCCGUGGUGCUAAAGCUAAAAAAGCAUUAAUUGUGCAAUAG
Messenger RNA from Rotaria sordida, 1896 nucleotides. Lineage: Eukaryota; Metazoa; Rotifera; Eurotatoria; Philodinida; Philodinidae. The record is from the annotation of a GenBank genome assembly.